AUGCUCGACGAGAACCUCCCAACCUUCUAUUUCAGGCAAUCGUCUGACAACCCGCUCGCGACCUUCCUAUACUUCUCCCAGAACGGUUCCGAACUGGGCGCCGAAUACUCGAUCCAGAAGUUUGACCCAGCUCUCCCGCAGGCCAAGAACAAGUAUGCCGUGGCCAUUGGGGACGCCGCAGCCCAGGGCGUCAUCUUUGCCGAGGUCCUGAUCGAGCCCGAGUUCCAACAACCCACCCUCUCAGCAGCCGAGAUACGCGCCCAGAACGGCAUCCCGCCCUCUCCCGUGCCCAUCAUACCCGACGGCUUCACCAUACAGCUAUACAACCCGGACCAGCAGGUGUCUAUAAGGGGAGAGAAGAGUACCUGGACAGGCAAGGAGUCGUUCGACUUCGAGAUGCCGCAGCAGAGCUUCCGUCUGCCCUCCUCGUCGAAACUCGACCGGCAACAAAGCGACCCCAUGGCAAGCAGCCUGACGCCCAAGAUCAUUUUCAAAUGGAAACGCGACAGCAAGUUCUCCAAGGACAUGACAUGUUACAUGACGGGCGUGUCCAUCGGCGGCAAGAAAAGCAAGGAGCCGGAUAUUACCAUAGCUAUGUACAGGCACGGGAGGCAACAGAGCGUCACCAUCUACGAGCCGAACCUACAGAGGGUGGAGGUAGAGGAUCGCAAGGGCCUCGAGGUUGUCCUGCUACUUGGCGCCGAGGUCAUCCGCGAAAUCUAUCUUUUCCCCAGUCGCGACUCUUUCAACCUCAACGGCGCCCCGCCGAACAGGCGCAAGAACUCACGGCCUGUGGCGGGACGGUCAGGGUCGCCAAGAUCAGAUUCUUAUGCAAUGAGCGGCGCGGGGGGCAACAUGGCACCCGCGAAGGCUCAGUCGCCGCUCACUCAACAACCGACUCCGCCUCAGGAUGCUAGGGUCGAUGCUGAAACGAAACGACUGCAGGCCAUCGUACAGCAGGAGGAGCGUGAGCGGGAGAGGCAGGAGAAGGAGGAGGAGGAGCGCAUCAAGAAGAUGCUUGACGAUGAAGAAAGGGAGAGAAAGCAACGCGACGAAGAAGUAGCCAGAGAGACAGAGAGGCUGAAGAGGGAGUUUGGACUCGAAGGGCAGGACUUUGGGCCAACACCAAGCCUCCCCACGCGGACGACGGGGACACCGAGUAACCAGGCUGGUCCGGGUCGCCCGAACUUGCAAGCUCCGCAGCAAGCACCACGGCCUUCUAGCGCUGGACCGCGGCCGGGUGCUUUUAGCAACUGGUUUUCACCACCGCAACCUCAACUUCAACCACAGCCCCAGCCCCAGCCUGGCCGUAGGAGAGGUGGAAGCGGAGAAGGGAAGAUCUCUAAGAAAAAGAGCACCUUCUUCUAA
Molecule: messenger RNA, 1368 nt
Organism: Anthostomella pinea
Lineage: Eukaryota; Fungi; Ascomycota; Sordariomycetes; Xylariales; Xylariaceae
Source: the annotation of a GenBank genome assembly